This is a messenger RNA of Manduca sexta (tobacco hornworm), 1805 nucleotides long. RefSeq names its product collagen alpha-2(I) chain. The record is from RefSeq and is a predicted model, not a curated record. The coding region runs from base 143 to 1303 and encodes 386 amino acids. NCBI's taxonomy places the organism in Eukaryota, Metazoa, Arthropoda, Insecta, Lepidoptera, Sphingidae. The transcript is spliced from 6 exons.
CUUUAGCGCCGCAGAACCGCGACUACAGCCACUCGGGCGCUGCAAGCCUCACUUAGAUAACAGAGAGGGCGCCGACCGGCCGCCGAACUACAAUCAGUAACAACAGUGAUCGAUCAGUGGUCGGAAAAGUGUUCCAGAAACGAUGUUCAUAGGUACGUGGUGGUGCCUAGCGGCGGUGGUGGUGGGAUGCAGCGGGGAGCGUUGGCAGUUCCCGGGGGAGAGUGCCGCCUCCUCCGUGCGCAUCGACAACAAGGUCAAGUUUAUCGACGGAGAACAAUUUAAAGCUGAAAAAAGACAGAGCGAGUCGCGCGUGCAGUCAGUGCAAGCAGACGAGGUCCCGUUCCACGAGCCUACGGACACGGAGGGCUUCUACAACAGACCCCCCGGGCAGGGCCGCUACCCUGUCACCGUAGAGAAGCACCCACGAGCGCCGUAUAGAGUCAAUGGGCAGGCUAUAUUCCCAGUGUAUAAUAGGCCAAAGAACUAUGAGUCCGACGGCACUCUGGACUCCCUCCAGUACUGCAAGUGCGUCUCCACUCCUGACUGUCACCCGCACGCCGACUCCGAGCGCGCGUGUGGUGCACAGAAAUAUUUGUGCUGCUACAAGAGACCAACUCAAGGAAACAUUCCACAUUCAGAAUACUUCAAUGAAAUCGAUGACGAGAGACCUUCGCUUCUCCCUGGACGAGAGAACUUUGCCAGACCAUUCCCUCCUCCACCUGAAGCUGGGUAUCCACACAACGGCGGUGCCUUAGACAGGCCACAAAGUGUGCCGGUCGGACCGCAAGGACCCGCCAACAAUGUCGGCAACCCUGGAGUGUUAGUUGGCCCAGAUGGACCCACUGGAGUCAUCGGACCGGCGCAGCAGAAUCCAGCAGUUCUAGUCGGACCGAACGGCCCUACAGGACAUAUUGGACCAAUAAACAACCAAGGCGGACUUCACGGAUCAGACGGAAAAGACAAUUUAACUCCAGAUGAGUCGGCACAAAGAGGAGUUUUAGUUGGUCCCGGCGGUCCCACAGGUAUUAUCGGCCCUGCUGGAGGAUUUAGCAGACGACCAGUGCUUGUGGGUCCCGGAGGGCCGACUGGUAUCAUUGGGCCAGUGCGAACAGGCAGACAGGGUGUGCUGGUGGGGCCAGGAGGUCCGACUGGCAUUAUCGGGCCAGGUUAUGACCGACGCGCACAGCCUGGAGUGCUUGUCGGUCCCGGUGGCCCUACAGGUGUCAUUGGCCCCGGGCGAGGAAUCCUCGUCGGCCCAGGAGGUCCCACUGGCCGAAUAGGUCCGCGUUUCUUCGAUUAUUAAGUGUUAUGUUGUGAUUUCUAAUAUUAAGAUUAACAUAGGUGAGAACAAGGCGUAUAUUGACGACGCGGCUUCGCUGUAAUUGUAGUAUAGUUAAUACGAAAACGCUAGUCACCUCCUUUAAUAUGUGAGCAGUAGAGUACGAUGCGAGAGUUAAGAAGUACCUACGCCAAGAGUCAUAUACAAACUCCGGCGUCAUGGUAACAGCCCUAUUUCUCGUAUCAUUUAUUGCAGGAUGCGGAAGACGCCUGACAAAUGUUUAUUGACAAAAUAUUAAUUGAACCAUAGGGCUAACUGACCUAGACUGUGACGCUUUAAUUGUUGCUAUUGUGUUAACAAUUAGUUACCACCAACUGUUACCAGUUACCGCUACACUACGGAUUAUUUGCAGAAUGCUCGCGCAAGAAGAAAGAAAAGUCCUCAACAGCGAAGUUGCUAAACAAUACUAUAGACAGUAAGAAUGUGACGAUGUGUACCUGCGUUAAAUAUAAGGUUUAAUAUAAAA